AGGCAUCCACGCACGGAAUCCAAAUCCGGGAAAGUAAGAAGUGAGUUUGGGCAGCAGCCGCCGAAGGGAGGAGAGGAGUGAUCUCAGCUUGGCAGGGAAGCGAAGGCACCAGAAUGGGGACUGCUCUUGCUAGGACACCCCAAUCUCUUCGAAACUCUCAUUUCGUCAGAUUCUCAUUCAGCCUCUUCAGAAACUUGACCUCUGCUUCGUCUUCGGCUUCUUCUGCUUCUCAGAACCCUACAUCCUCCAAGAAAUCCAAGAAAAGAAAGAAGAACUUUUUCGAGGUCGCUCAGUUCUUGCCUAGCUGGGGAAUCGGAUACCACAUGGCCAAGACUCACUGGACUGACGUCUCUUACGAAAUCACCAAAAUCAAUCUCUACAAGGAUGGAAGGCAUGGCAAGGCAUGGGGCGUAGUUCAUAAAAAUGGCUUGCCUGCGGCAGACUCGCCAAAGAAGAUUAGUGGAGUUCACAAACGAUGCUGGAGAUACAUUAAAAAUGUAGUAAAAUCAUCGGAAAGCUGUCCAAACUCAACCGGUUCAGCAGACAAUGGCCAGAAAGUUGAAACCCUAGCAAGCUGAUAUAUUCCUUUUGCUUUACAGACUACAGCUGGGGGCAUUCCUUGAAUCUGCGACAAUGCUUGAUAUUAUGCAUAACAUGUUUAGGCAUUUUAUGACCUCUUGGUAUCACAAAAAUUUUCAUUGGCUUAGUGGUGUAUUGUGACGAACACAAUGCAGUCAGUGCGUAUGAAUCUACCGAGAUAUGAAAUUGAAGUUGUUCCUAUCAAUUCCAUUUCGGUUCUGGGAGGUUGAUAUGUUUCCCAAAUAUUUCUCGGGGAUAUCAAAACGAAAAGGAAUGCAGAAUAUUGGGCUUCAAAAUUAGGCCCAUGCAUUUUUUUAUCCUCGUACAGCUCAAAACUAUAUGAACUUUUUUAAAAUAAA
This is a messenger RNA of Neltuma alba, 938 nucleotides long. RefSeq lists its product as uncharacterized. The coding region runs from base 114 to 578 and encodes 154 amino acids. The record is from RefSeq and is a predicted model, not a curated record. Lineage: Eukaryota; Viridiplantae; Streptophyta; Magnoliopsida; Fabales; Fabaceae. Gene Ontology annotation, cellular component: mitochondrion. The transcript is spliced from 3 exons. Gene Ontology annotation, molecular function: structural constituent of ribosome.